Messenger RNA from Nymphaea colorata (pocket water lily), 1797 nucleotides. Its product is annotated as AP2-like ethylene-responsive transcription factor PLT1. Gene Ontology annotation, biological process: regulation of DNA-templated transcription. The record is from RefSeq and is a predicted model, not a curated record. NCBI's taxonomy places the organism in Eukaryota, Viridiplantae, Streptophyta, Magnoliopsida, Nymphaeales, Nymphaeaceae. The transcript has 9 exons. Bases 1 to 1797 code for a protein of 598 amino acids. Gene Ontology annotation, molecular function: DNA-binding transcription factor activity; DNA binding.
AUGGACUACGGGCUUUACAGCAGCAGCAGCAACAGCAUCGGCAGCGGCAGCGGCGACGGCAGCAGCCUGUUUGAAUUUUCCGACGGCCCAGUCAACUAUCCCUUCUCCCCACAGCCUUUCCUUAACCCAAAGCAGCCGGAGGAAAACGGCUACUUAGGGUUUCAGGUGAAUGGUGACUGCAGCGCUGCAUGGACUUACCCUCCUCAAGAUAUCAUGCAACAGAACCCUUCUGUGAUCGACCAAUCUUCCGUCACAGAUCAAGAUUGGUACGUUGAGGAUUUGCAGCCAUUUGCAAACCCUAAUGGCGCCACCGAUAUCAUGGAUAUAACCAAUCAAUUUUCGACUGAAAAUCCAUCGUUGGAGGACUUCUUCAGCAGUGGGAACACGCUGGGAAGCGCCAUCGAAUAUCACAAUGAAUAUUUUGGAUUGGUUCCUCCUCCUAUUUCCAGUCUUCCGGUUGCAGACACCCAUAAAACGCCUGAUCUUCAGUCGCUGACUUUGUCCGGCCGUCCGGAAAAUCCUUCGGCAGUGGUGACGAAGGUCAAAGAUCCCACUCCAAUUACUUCGUCCGGUGAGGGGGCGGCAUCAGGGAAGACCAUCAACAUCUUCGGCCCGAGAACUUCCAUUUAUCGAGGAGUGACUAAGCAUAAAUGGACAGGGAGGUAUGAAGCACAUCUUUGGGACAACACUUGCAGGAGGGAGGGUCACACGAGGAAAGGGAAGCAAGUUUACUUAGGCGGUUAUGACAAGGAAGAAAAAGCAGCGAGGGCUUAUGAUUUGGCUGCUCUGAAGUACUGGGGGACAGAUACGGUUACAAACUUUCCUGCCGCAACCUACGUGAGUGAACUGAAGGAAAUGAGGAACAUGUCCAAGCAGGAGUACAUCGCCUCCCUGAGAAGAAAUAGCACUGGAUUUUCAAGGGGUGUAUCAAUAUAUCGUGGGGUGACAAGGCAUCAUCAAAACGGAAAAUGGCAGUCUAGAAUCGGAAGAAUAUCUGGCAACAAAGAUCUCUACUUAGGCAGUUUCUCUUCAGAAGAGGAAGCAGCAGAGGCCUACGACAUUGCUGCCAUAAGGUAUAAAGGACUAAAUGCUGUCACCAACUUUGACAUGAGUAAGUACGACGUGGAAGGCAUCCUCAGGAGCACCAAUUUGCCCUCUGGAUUUGAAUUAAGGCGCUACGUGAUGAAGAAAACCCAACGCCCACUUGGUGCAACAACAGUAAGAGAAGCACCAUCAGCACCAGCACCACCAACAGCAGCAGCACCGCCACUGCCGCCACCACCAACACAAGGCCUAGACUGUCUUAAGCCUACCUCUCAACAAAUGAACCCUAUUUUUCCUGCCAAUCUAUCACCAGACUAUGCUGGUCGCCUUGAUCAGAAGUACCAAGAGAGCUAUCCUGGACUCUGGCCCCUCAUGGAAACCAGCUACCAGCCUCAACCUCCACCUUAUGCUUUCUCGACUGCAACUCCCCAGCUCCAGUACAACGAGAUGGCCAUGCAGCCUUCGUCCCAGCCAAUUUUUCCAUCAUCUGCAAUGUAUUUUUCAGGAGUCAUGUCAAGCUAUAAUAUGAUGACCGGAUCGUCGAAUGCGUCAGUGAACAUGGCGGGACUCGGUGAUUAUUAUUAUCAGACAGCUGAUCUUUCAGGAAGCCAGAAUUACGCGCCGGUGCCUGAGCUUAAUUGGGACCUCGCCGGAGAGUAUGGCAGUUGGCCGGCAGGUGGGGAGCGCGGGUCUACUAGCAACCUUGGAGCAUUCUUCCUCAAUAACAUUUUACCUAACAGCGCAGCAGUGUAG